UGUAUUAAAUUUAUUGUUUGUAAGAAAUAAAGCAUUGUUCCCACAAGCGGAUGUCUAUUAAUUAUUGCAAAGUCUGGCAUAACAUGAAUAAAACAUAGUCUCGAUUCGCAGAACAUUGUCAACAAGACUCGUGAAAUCACGUGCGCCCAUAACUAAUAACAUAUAACCUCUUUGCGAAAUCAUAAUUCAUUAAAUAAGUACAAGGAAACGGAAGACAAUCAAAAUCGUGCAUCCGCCAUUUAAAUAUGACGCACAAAUCAGCUGCCCGACACGUUUUUUAUUGUUUGAUGAAAGGCCUCUAAUUUUUUAUUCGGAUUAUACACUGUAACCCUAGACGCUAAAUUAAUAUACAGGCAGCAAUACUCUUCGCUUAGCACCUUUGCAUACUAACUUCUAUGCAGGGGGGUACCUUUUCUUUGCAGCUUACUGUACAGUAAGCAAACAGAAAAUUGGAGGGGAGAAGCCACAGUAGCAUAUAAUAAAUAUGUUUUCACCACAGCGGCUCGUAAAGGUUCUCUUUAUUGUUCAAAAACUGAUGAGAAAAUUGCAUUUUAUCCACAAGAGUGGCAAAGUUGAUACACAUUUUGAGGUGGUAGGUACAUCAUGUUGGCUAGUGGAAUUAACGUAAGUAAAGAAUGAUUUUGAAUGAUACAUAUCUAAUCUAAUAGCGUUAAUUUGGAUAAGAUUUGAAACAUUUUACAGCAAGUAGGUGUUUACCUCGCGUUGAUUUAAAAAAAAAUGUGUUUUACUCGCUGGAAAAGUUUGAUUAACCCUCGGGCCUUGAAACCCUCGCACUUUUCGAACCACCCGCAACGCUUGUAGUUCAUUUUUGGGAUUUUUCACCAGCUCAAAUAUCAAUUCUGCUAAUAAAUAGCACGAGGAGUUAAGCAACAACUUCGCCCCCUUGUAAAACAAAUAACUAUUUUCUAAUCCCGACAGUCGGUACUUCCGCAAUUUUACGCUUCAUUUAUAGCCAAACUUAAAGUUUAAGAUAAUACGUAAUAGGUCGUGUUCUAUCUGACAGUAAUUUAUGUAGAACACUCGAGCGCGAGAAAACCCACAGUUGGUGGCUAGUCUUCAUGACACAGUGACGUUUAGAAGGCCAGCCAAAGAGCACUUUUUACCUACGCCGUUUUUUAUACCAAUCGGCAACAAACGCACAUAUUAAUGUAGUUUUUUUGUCGACGCUUUACUGACUUAGCGUUAGUUUGGUCUAAAAUGGUCGAGCUAUCGUCUCUUCAAGAAAAUUAAUAGCAAGCUUAGGUAUAUAUUACAUAAUGAAUUUUUGUUUUAGGAUAUUGUGUUAUUUGUGUUUAGUGGUUGUUAUGUUAUGUUCCAACGCUCUCGGAGUAUACAUCUCCAACUUGAACGAAGCCUGCUACCGCUGCCUCUGCCAUGUGGCCGGCUGCAACACGUCGCAUGCCUGCUCGGGGGGCUACUGCGGGCCCUUCUACAUAUCUAGAGUGUACUGGGUGGAUGCUGGCAAGCCCACGCUGCCUGACGAUGAUCCCGUGAGGGAGCAAGCGUUUGAAGACUGCGCGCGGGAUUACCACUGCUCUCUAAAGAUAAUUGAAGGCUACAUGGCGAAGUUUGGAAAGGACUGCAACGGCGACGGCGUGACGAACUGCUUCGACUACAUGAUGAUAAACCACCACGGCGGAGGCGCCUGCCACUAUCCUCUGGACGCAGACCCGCUAGGACGACGCAGGCUGGCACUGUUCAACCAGUGCCGUUUUUAAUAUAUCUAACCAUGGGCGUAGGCAGGCAUAUGCAGGUAUAUGUAACUUUUGUUACACUCUGUAUAAAUGUCGGUCGUUUUAAGUAGAGAGACAACAGAAUAGUUUAAAUUAACUUUAUUCUAUAGUAUAUUUGUCUUACAUCAGUCGAAAUAUUUAUAUUAAGCCUUAUAAAUAAUCGUAAUAAAUUGUACCAAUUAAUUUUUG
This is a messenger RNA of Cydia pomonella (codling moth), 1943 nucleotides long. RefSeq names its product lysozyme 1-like. The coding region runs from base 1278 to 1739 and encodes 153 amino acids. Lineage: Eukaryota; Metazoa; Arthropoda; Insecta; Lepidoptera; Tortricidae. The transcript is spliced from 4 exons. Gene Ontology annotation, molecular function: lysozyme activity. The record is from RefSeq and is a predicted model, not a curated record.